This is a messenger RNA of Dentiscutata erythropus, 736 nucleotides long. Lineage: Eukaryota; Fungi; Glomeromycota; Glomeromycetes; Diversisporales; Gigasporaceae. The record is from the annotation of a GenBank genome assembly.
AUGGUUUUACCCCACAAAAGUCCACAUAUUCUCAUACUUUUAUUAAAUAUUCUAUUCACAAUAUUUUCAACAGCACAAAAAUAUCCUCGACAGACACCAGCACCAACGAAAUCGUACGCAACCGGUACGGCUACUACGUCACCACCAUUAAAAAGUGAAAUACCUGUUGCUUUAAAAAAGACAACCUUUUCGAUUCCUAUCUCGCCGACAGAAACCCCUUCUCUUCAAUCCGCGUCAUGUCAAGUAAAAAUCACAAAUCCCCAUACCAACGACACGUUUAGACCUGGUGAUAACAUAGAUGUAUCGUGGAAGUUGGCUGGUAAAGAAUGCCUGGUUGAUGGUAUUGUACCACUACAUCAGGUUAACGCCAUUUUAUUCGCAAAUUUGACCAGAGGUGAAGAAUGGAAAUGGGACUACCGACAAAACCUUCACCAUGAAACAAAUACCAACAUUUCUUCGUUCCGUUACCCCGUACAAAUUAUACUAUCUCAAAAUAUUCGAAAUUUAAGUUUAUUUUUCCUGGAUAUUGAAUUAGCAUUCCCAACAAAUUCUGUGGGUAUUAUAUGGGAUGUCAUGGGGCCAUUUACUAUUUUGCCAAUUCCAGAAGCUCCUCCACAAAAUGGUUCAAAUCCAGAUAACGACAUUCAUGGCGAAGAUAUUUUCGCUAGUUGGAAUAAGGAUAAUGAUAAUACUGAACAAAAUAAUUCCAACCAAAAAAGUAACAAGGAAGAAAUUG